AGACAUUCAUUCCACAGACUUCAGAUUCCAAAGAAAAAGCCCUAGGAAGGCCUGAACUUCUGCAGAUGAAGCUCUGCAGGGAGGGAAAGCUCCUAGUGCUGUGAUCCCAGGAGAAGACAAGAAAACCACAGCUUUUGGAGAGACCUGGGAAAAGCUACUUCUGGAGAAAUGAUGCUGUUGUGAUGGCCUCACAUCCCCAGACUCUGCACCCUGGCAGAGUCCCAGUGUAGUCAGUAGAGCCACAUUAAUUUUUCUCUGGCCAGGAAAAGCCCUCAUAAUUUUAAGGGAAAGUGUUUUACUUUGACGUGGCUGAAAGUGCACCAAGCGGAUUUGAAGCUGCAGAUUUAAGUGUCUUGAGCAAAUCCUGCCAUGUAAGGCUUUUCUUUCUUUAUCAGCCGUGCUGAAACGCGAUCGGACUUCCAGCGCGGGGUCCGGGCACAAAGCGUUUUCUUGUGUUUCCAGCCAGAGGAUAAGGGAUACGCCGUGUCAGGAACACACUGGGAAUUUCUUUCCUUUAGAAAGCUGCACAGGAAGCCACUGGAAAAGUAAGAUUGUUACACUGAGCUCUUGGCUGCCGAUGCAGGGUGCAACACUGCUUCUUGUUGGGAGUUUUGCCAUUGACUUGAUUGUGAGCAGGACAGCUUUUCUCUGUCACAGCUGUUUAUUUAUUGCUCCCCUUCCACUGCUUUUUGGUGCUGACAAGCACAACCUGUGCCCCUCCACCAGCUUGCACAGGUGGGUUAUAUUUACACCACUAAUCAUGGAAAGUAUUUAAGAGUGGAAGUGAAGGGGAGCACUGUAUUUGUGUGCCUUUCACACAGUGGCUGGUGUCUGAAUUUAGCAGCUCGUGGAGCAGAGGCUUUAAACAGUGUUUGGCAAAUGUGAAAUCAGUGCAUGGCGCUGACUGACCACCCCUGGAGAACACCUUGAGAGAGGAAAAGAAAGUGGCAGCUCUGGUGUGCGAGAGGAAGGCCAUGGUUUCUUUCCGUGGACCUGGAGAUUCCAGCCUAUGGAGAAGUGCACAUAAGAACAGGAUAAAUAUGGCUUUUAAGGGCGAGGACCGCUUAGAUUCCCUUUCCUUCCCAGUUCAGCGCAUGCACCUGAUCCAGGUGGACUCUGUUCAGCGGUGGAUGGAAGACCUGAAGCUGAUGACAGACUGCGAAUGUAUGUGCAUUCUCCAGUCCAAGCCCAUCAGCAUUGAGAAGGAUGAACAAAAUGAACUCAUCCUCUCCUCGCAGUACAGCACUUGUGAUAACUUGCAGCUCCUGCUGAAGAGAGCUUGGAUCAUCAGCACAGAGCUGACCAGGAUUGCUCAGAAGCUGGAGAAGAACAGGUGGCACAGGGUCCACAGCAUGACAGUGAGAGUCAACUGCCACGUGCACUCCAUGAUAAACGAGUACAACACCUUCACCAGGAGCUCUUCAGAAGAAAUGCACCAGCUUGAAAAACUCUUAAUAGACAAGUGUUCAGAAUUUACAGCAUUCACAGAAAGGUGCUUACAGACUGAAGAUGAGGAGAUACUGAAGUCCAUGAAAUUGUGUGUUAAUGAAACACUCACGACUGUGGCCCAAUAUUUUGGCCAGUUGAUAGAGCUGGUUUUAACACAAGAGGCACAGAACCUGCUGAGGCAGGUAGAGCUCUCGGGCAGCCUGUACGCCAUGGAGUCGGCCAUCAGCAGUUUGUUCAGCCUUGCCCAGGAGGGAGCUCACCUCUGCCGCAUCAUAGCCAAGGAAGGAGGUGUCGUUGCUCUCUUUAAGAUCUGUCGCCAGGAUUGUUUCAGGUGCCUUUAUCCCCAGACCCUGAGAACUCUGGCAUCAAUCUGCUGUGUAGAGGAAGGGGUGCACCAGCUGGAAAAGGUGGAUGGGAUACUGUGCCUGGCUGACAUCCUCACUGAUACCAGCCAUUCUGAAGCCACCCAUGCAGAAGCAGCAGCAGUAAUUGCCCAGAUCACAUCUCCACAUCUCACGUUCACUCAGCAUCUCAGCAGCUUUCUGGAAAAUAUGGAAGAAAUUGUGACAGCACUUGUCAAACUGUGCCAAGAAGCCUCAUCAGGUGAAGUUUUCCUGCUGGCUUCAGCAGCUCUUGCCAAUAUCACUUUCUUUGAUACCAUGGCUUGUGAAAUAUUGCUCCAGUUAAAUGCAAUGAAGAUCCUGCUAGCAGCGUGCUCAGACAAACGCAUAGUGGAUACUCCGUAUUCCCGGGAUCAGGUGGUAACAAUAUUGGCAAAUAUGUCUGUGUUGGAUCAGUGUGCUUCAGAAUUCAUUCAAGGAAAUGGUGUUCAGCUUUUAAUGGAGAUGCUGUUUGAGAAAUCCUCCUCUGGAAAUCCAGCAGAAGCUGCAGCUUGUGAGCGGGUCCAGCAGAAAUCUGCAGUUACCCUGGCACGGCUCAGCCGAGAUCCUGAGGUGGCAGAGGCAGCUGUAAAACUCAGCUGUAUUCCUCGCCUGAUUAAACUUUGCAGAUCACCAACAGAAAGAAAUAACAGUGAUUCUGUUUUAGUGGCAUGUCUGGCAGCCCUGAGGAGGCUGGCAGUUAUGAGUCCUGAUGGGCUGGAGGAUUCAGAUUUUCAGCAGCUGGUAAAGCCCAGACUUGUGGAUUCUUUUCUGCUGUGCACAAAUAUGGAAGAGAGCUUUGUAUAAAUGGGAGCCAAAAACCUUUGAACAAUAAUGAAGACGAUAGGUACACAGUAAGAUAACACAUGUACAAUUUUAUUUUGGUUUAGUCCUAUUGUUAUUUAUGACUUAUUUAUUCUAAACCCAUGAACAUGGGGUUGUCAGAGCAAAGGGACAGAAUGAGAAAUUUUGUUGUUGUGGUUUGCAAAAGUAAUUUUUAUUUUAUUCUCCUGCCAAGACAAACAAGACCUUAUCACUGCCAUCUAGCAAAAUGUUUUGUUUAAUAUAGUUGAAUUCGGGUAAUGAAGCCAAGAAUUUGUUGCUCUGAUGUUAAAUGCUUCUGAUGAUGUUUUUUCAUUGAUAUUUUUCUAUAGUUAGGAUAUUUUGUAGGUUUUUUAAUAAAUGUUUUAGCCUCAUCUCUAUUAGGAAAAAAGUAAUCCUAAAAGCUGCAAGUAUGUACUUUGAAAUGAAAGGGAUGUUACAGUCUGACUCCAGUUCUUAACUGCUGUUAUUUUUUAAUAGAAUUAUGUAACUGAGAGAAAAAAUUCCAAAAUUUGUCCAAAUACUGGCUUCAAAUGAUGCUAGAGUACGUUCUUAGGCCAUAUAAAGAUGUGCUCCAUCAGAAGAUACACACUAACAGAAAGCUCUUUAUUUACAUUGACUGAAAUUUCCUAAAGAAAUUCAUAGAAUCCUAGAAAAAUCUUGGAUAGCGUGUGUGUUUUAUCUCCUAAUGUAAAAUUUUCUACCUAUGAUUUAAAACCAUUGCACAGUGAUAAUUUUCUCUCCUUUCCAAGCCUUACAAGAACUGGAAGUGCUAAGGUCCAGACAUGUUUUUAACAUUCAAGCUACUGUUUUUGUGAAAAGUUGUUCACAUCUAUACUGAAUAAUCUGAAAAGUUUAAUUAAUUGUAACUUGAAUUUUCAUUUUUAUGGCUUGCUAACUAGUCCUGUAUUUUUAAAACUUAAAUGGGACUCUUAGGAGCUCUGGAAGUUGAGAAAUGGAUGAUAACCUAAAUAACAACAUGAUUUUAAACUCAACUUUUUUUCCCCAUGAGCAUUCUUCUUAAUUCUUUCUUUUUCCUUUCAUUGAAAACCACAUAUAUUGAAAAUUACUCAACCAGCAAUAUCUUGGGGAAAAAAAAAUAAUUCCUUAACUUUUCACAAAGUACUCUUUACAUUAUGAAAAAAAAAAGUAAUAUUUUCUUCAUGGCUUCCAAACAUUGCUUUGGAUCAUUUUCUGAUCAGCAGUUUCAGGGUUCUAGGAUAUCUGCCCAAACCCCUCCACAUUCCUUCCUUACUGUUCUUUGUAGAUGUAUUAAGCAGCUUAAUUCAUUAAUGUUUCUUUAGUGUUAUGUGGUGUUUGGAUGAGAAGCAGCAGGAAAUUGUGAAGCUGUGAUUGCCUUCCAUGUUUUCUGUGGAUGAGAAAUCUGCCCUGCUUCAAGCAGUGAGACAAUGGUGGCUGCUUCUUCCUCCCUUGAUUGUAUGAGUUAAGAAGUCUCUGCCUUAAUGUCUUUCUUGUGAGGUCUCCAUAUAAUCAGCUCUAUCUUGACUCAAUUUUGAAACCAUACAAAACAUCCAGUGACCUCUGUCAUGAGCAGCUAUUCAAAGGAAAGUGUUGGAUCAGAUGUUCUAGUAAGCACAGAGAUGAAUUCUGAUUUUUUUGCUUACUUUGAGACAGCUUCUUAAGUUUCCAAGAUUGUUAAAAUGCAUGGUACUGUAAAGCUUUAAAAAUAUUGUGUUAAUGAUGGACUUUAACACUUUCCUCCCCCAGCAGAAAUACAUGUGUGAGCCAUGGAUGUCUUGGUAAAAGCAAUGAAUUAAUAAAUUUCAUAGAAAACUAAUUCAAAAUAAAAUCCUAUUGUUAUCAUUCUGGUAGCAUGGCAGUCCCUGAUAAAACACAUCAAAUUCUGUGGUGAAUUUCUGUAUAGAACCUCAUUCUGACAGCUUCAGCUAACACCAGAGAUAUGAGUUUCUAGAUAGAGGAGGGUUUAUCCCAUAAUAGGUAAAUUUAAAAUCUCAUUUAGAGAAAUUUUCCACACAUGCACAGUGAACUGAAGGAGCUAUUAAGAAAUUGCCAUCGUGACUCAUAAUGUUUUAAUGUCAUUUCUAACAGAUCAGUCAAAUAUUCAGUGAGCAGGUUGGUAACAACUAAUUUGCUCUCAAAUACAGGAAUGUGAACCCACACUGACUGAAUUUACUACUCUCAAUCUGCAAUAUGGGUCCAUAAUUCUAGGCCCAUAUUUUCCAUUUAAAUGUGUUCAUAUUACAGAUGUGGCUGUUUAUAUUACAGAAGAAAAAAUUUAGGUGGAACUCAUGUUCGCAGCAGAAAAUAUAUCUUGAAAGAGCCAUUUCAACAGAUCUCUUGUCACCUAAGUGACCUCAAAACCAUUUUAGGUUUUGAUUUUUUCACCUAGAGCUGUGCACUUUAUUUUUGUAUAUGCUAAAGUUUAUGGGAAAAUUCACAUAUCUCUAAUUUUACUUAUUGAUUCAAUUGGAAAUAAUAAGUCAUUAAAAAGAUUGUUUUUUUUUUUUCUCAUUACAUCUGAAUGGGAAUUCUGGAUUCCGAAUGAAUUCUUGUUUCUAAAUGUUUGCUUUGAAAGUGGCUCUUCAGCUUUUAAACAAAACAAACAAAAAAGUUUAAGCCAGAAUAAACAUUUUUGCUUUCAAAUGUAGCAUGAAAUAGAAUAUUUAAGAUCUGGAAAUAUUCACUAAAAUAAGUAUUGUGGUGGCCCAAUCCUUGGACUCCUUGUGUAUAUACAUAUACAGGUAGGAGUGAGAGUGGAGAGUAUGUGUAAUACAUUCCCAAAUCAGCUCAUUUAUGUGGACUCAUUGACCUAGAGAGCCUGAAUGUAUUGGUAUUGGUUUAAUCUUCCUGGAAAAUGAAUGUCAAACUUGUUAGAUAUGUUGUUGUUUCACUUAAAUGCUUCUGAACAUUUUCAGUUUUGUAUGAGAUUAGAAAUGCUUAACAAACAUGCCGUGAGCUGCAGGAUUCUUUGUAAUUUUGAUUUACACUCCAGCAACUUUGGACAAUGUCUUCAAAUUUCAGCUUUGGUUUCAAGCUGUUUACAGAUAUUCAGGGCCCAGAUGUUUCAUUCAUGGAAUAAAGUUUGGUUAUUCUCUGUUUAUUGUGUACUUGGUACAUGAAUCACUUGUGUGGAAUUUUACUUGUCGGACCUUUUCAAUUUAAAAUUGUAUUUACAAAGAACAAAAUAAUGUCUUUGUAAAUUUCAUACCUUAACUGCUUUUUGGGUUUGCCUGUUAGUAUCCAAAAGAUGACUUCAUUUGUAGGGUUUCACCUUUGUACAAGACUGAUUCUGUUCUCUUAUAUGGCUUGUUCCAAAUUUUUGUGUUGACCAUCUGCUUUUAGGUAACAGCAAUGAACAGUCACAAUAACCUUGGCUUUUGUAUUUUGAGGAAUCUGCUUUGAUAUUCAGUUUAAAUUUAUAUUAAAUUUAAUGUAUUUAAAGAAGCGCUCUGGACGAUGUAAAUUAUUCACCAGUGUUCUCAUUUUUAAGGGGAGGGGAGGGGGAAGAUGGCAUUAAGCAUUGAAAGAAAGGUCCAGAAUGAAUUUGUUAAUUGGAGUUGGGAGUGCAGAACUGGUGGGAAGGUGGGUGAAUAAUUUUGGCCCUCAACAAGCUAACUGGGA
This is a messenger RNA of Motacilla alba alba, 6254 nucleotides long. RefSeq names its product INSC spindle orientation adaptor protein (gene INSC). The coding region runs from base 975 to 2636 and encodes 553 amino acids. Gene Ontology annotation, biological process: establishment of mitotic spindle orientation; apical protein localization; asymmetric cell division. Gene Ontology annotation, cellular component: apical cortex. The record is from RefSeq and is a predicted model, not a curated record. The transcript has 15 exons. Gene Ontology annotation, molecular function: protein binding; cytoskeletal adaptor activity. Lineage: Eukaryota; Metazoa; Chordata; Aves; Passeriformes; Motacillidae.